CUCCCAUCGUUCCACUACCAAACUCACAUCGGCGAAGCAAAAAACCCUAGAAAGCCCCCCACAAUGUCUUCGCUCUCUUUCUUCUUCCUCCUACGCCAUUGAUUUCCAUUCAUAAUAUUUGUGUUAAGGAAAAAAAGAAAGAAGAAAAGAAAAUAAAGGAAAAACGCAACACAUUUUCUUUUAUCUCUUCCAAAUUCCCUUUUCUUCUUCUGUCUCUUCUCUCUUCUUCCUUUGUUUUCAGGUUACAGCGAACGAGUUGAGCCACUGAUUUCGGGGGCCCAUUUUGUUCUUUUUUAGUUAACUUUUUUUUUUUUUAUUUGGAAGUUGUAACAUUUAAGAGUUUUUUUGUUGUGGGUUUUCUUGAAUGGUUGCUGUAAUUUUUCCCUUUUAAUCUCUAAUGGUGGGUUUUGUUUUAUGGAAUUAGGGUUACAAUUUUCCUUUCAUUUCCUCAUCUAAGGGUUUCUUCGCCUCUGUUUUUCUUUUCCUCUUCGCAAAGUCAAGCCAAAUACCUUCGUUUGAAAUUUGAGUUUUGAAUUUAGCGGGAUGUCUUCCAAAUCGAAAUAUUCAAUUCUUGACAAUCGACCGAUUGAUCAGUGGAAGGUUACGGAGUUGAAAGAGGAGCUUAAGAGACGGAAAUUGACCAUCAAGGGGUUGAAGGAAGAUUUGGUUAAACGGUUAGAUGAAGCACUUCGAAUGGAAAGGGAAGAAAAUGCUGAGGAAACCAAUGGUGUUGAUGGUGACCCUCCAGUUACAAAUAGUGACAAUAACCAAGAGCAUGCAUCUGUUGUUUCUGGAACGGCGAAAGAAACUAAUGAAGAUGCUAACAUCACUGAGCAUGUAGAUGAUGUUGGAGUUCAGGUUGAAAAGGAUGACAGUAAUGCAGCUGUGAGGGAAGGUGAAAUUCAAGAUGGGGCUGGUCUUAAUGGUUCCCCUAGGGUAGAAGAGGGAUCGCCCAUCCAUGUUUCUACUGUGGAAACUAAAAAUACUGUAACUGAAACCGUAGUAUCUGAAGUAGCAAUAGGUGUGGGUGUGGAAGGUUUGAAGAACACCGAAAGCAAGGAUAACGAGGAUAGGCUCGAGCUGGAUAGUGAGGAUUCAAAGCCCCAGUUGGAUAGUGAGGAAUCAAAGCCCCAAAUGGUUAGUGAGGAAUCAAAGCCCCAACUGGUUAGUGAGGGUUCAAAGCCACAGCGUGAUAGUGAGGAUUCAAAGCCCCAGCUGGAUGAUGUGAAUAUGGAGCUCCAGGUGGAGAAUGAGAAUUUGAAGUCUCAACAGGCAGAUCUCGUGCACGACUCUUCUGCUCCAGACGACCAGGUAUCUGAGGUCAGCCCUGUUUUAGGGUCUCAAGUAAGAACUGAUUCUAUUUCUACUGAUUCUGUGACAAUUAAUGAAAUGAUUGAACUAAAGGAAAAUAUAUCUGCUGAUCAUGUAAAAUUAGAACUAGAUGUUAAGCAGGAGAUGGUGGAACCAUCAUCCAGCAUUAUUGUCCCAGAUGCUGGCGAAUCACAUCCAAUGGAUGUUGAAGAGCCACAUGUGAACAAGAAUGUUCAAGAGUCACUUGCAAACAGAGAUGUUCUGGAGUCACCUGAGAACAAAGAUGUUGUGGAGUCUAUUGUGAAAGAAGAUGUUGAGAAUAAACAUGAUGUUAAGGACAUAAUUUCUGACCUUCAUGAGAAGCAUGAUGGUGUAGAUGUGGGGUUCUCUGAAAAGCUUAAUUUAGAUAGAAGUUCAGGGGAUGAUUCAAUAGAAGAUGCAUCAGAGAAUAAGACUGAUUCAGUGAAUAAUCUUGAAGAAAUGGGAGAGAAGAAUGUAAAAAAUGAGGGCCUUAUGUCCCAAGAGGAAAAGGUUGUUGACAUAGCAGUGCGAGGCUCAGCUGCAGACAGAAAGAAUAUUGGUAUAGAGAAUGACGUUUCAUCUUUGCCUGCUGAAAAAAGAAGGCUUCAUGAUCAAGCAGUGGUUGGAAAUGAGUCCGUGAAGAGACAGCGUAGGUGGAAUUCUGAGAACCUCAAAAUUCCAGAGCCCCAAAACGCUGCUCAUACAUCGACUAGUAAUUCAAAGGACAUUCAUCAAUCCACUGCUCCUAAACGCAACUUCUCCAGAUCUGACUCCACAGCUAGUGAAGAUCCAUCAAAGGAACGUCUUGUUCCACCAUCUCCAAAACCUCCCACAAACUCACUAAGAAUUGAUCGUUUUCUGCGUCCAUUUACCCUCAAAGCUGUGCAAGAACUUCUGGGUAAGACUGGCAAUGUUACUAGUUUCUGGAUGGAUCACAUCAAGACGCAUUGCUAUGUAACUUACUCAUCUGUGGAAGAAGCCAUGAAGACUAGAGAUGCUGUUUACAACCUUCAAUGGCCACCAAAUGGUGGGCGUCUUCUUAUAGCUGAGUUUGUUGAUCCUCAAGAAGUAAAAACUCGAGUAGAAGCUCCACAGACUCCUACACCUGCGGUGGUUGCUCCACCAGUCUCUAACGUGCCCCCACCCGUGCAACCCGAGCCAUCGCCUCGUCAACCAAGGCAGCAACAUGCUCCGCCGCCUUCUCUUCCACCACCCCCACCUGCACCCACACCCACAAACAACCUUGCUCAAGCAAGGGAGCAGCUACCACUCCCACCUCCACCUGCACUUCCCGAUAAAGUUGACGCUCCUAUUGUCACCUUGGAUGACCUUUUCAGGAAAACAAAAGCUACUCCUCGCAUCUACUAUUUACCUUUAUCAGACGAACAGGUGCAGGUAAAACAUACAGCAGCAGCAAGGGGAAAAGACAUUAAGCAGUAAGUUAAGACGAUGCCCGUGAUCAAGUGUUGUGUCGUGCCUGCUGCUUGAUGUGCCCUGUGGAAUUCCUUAGUGAGUUUAGAUUAUGGAAAGUUAAAAAUGCAUAGAGUGGCAUGUUUGAAUGUCUUGAGUGCUUGCAGGGAGGAAUUUAUCUCUGUUGAGCUGAAAAUGAUGGACGGGUUUUGGAAUAGAAUCCGAUGGGUAGGUUUUUUCUUGCAUAUUAAUUAGGAUAUUGAGAUUGACUUCUAAAAAAAGGAUUACUUUGUAUUUGGUUAUGUAAUCAUGUUUUCCUGUGGUACAAAAGAACCUAUAAUGAGUUAGAUUUGUAGUAUCAUUCAUAUGAAGCCUUCUUCAAAUUUCAUGACACUAACUUUGGAUCUGAUUCA
Cucumis melo (muskmelon) is the source of this 3155-nucleotide messenger RNA. RefSeq lists its product as uncharacterized. The transcript is spliced from 5 exons. NCBI's taxonomy places the organism in Eukaryota, Viridiplantae, Streptophyta, Magnoliopsida, Cucurbitales, Cucurbitaceae. Gene Ontology annotation, molecular function: nucleic acid binding. Bases 544 to 2772 code for a protein of 742 amino acids. The record is from RefSeq and is a predicted model, not a curated record.